Molecule: messenger RNA, 859 nt
Organism: Pteropus alecto (black flying fox)
Lineage: Eukaryota; Metazoa; Chordata; Mammalia; Chiroptera; Pteropodidae
Gene: TRAPPC1
Product: trafficking protein particle complex 1
Exons: 5
Coding region: 145-609 (154 amino acids)
Biological process (GO): endoplasmic reticulum to Golgi vesicle-mediated transport
Cellular component (GO): TRAPP complex
Source: RefSeq, a predicted model, not a curated record
CGUGCGCGGCGCCACCGGCCACGGAUUGGCUGAGAGAUGUAUUCGGGUGGAGUUAUUGCUCCGUCACUGCAGUGCGAGGACUGGGAGGAGCCCGGCUCCGAGGAAACAGGAAGUACCUUGUGACCGCCACUCAGAGCAGUUCCGAUGACUGUCCACAACCUGUACCUGUUUGACCGGAAUGGAGUGUGUCUGCAUUACAGCGAGUGGCACCGCAAGAAGCAAGCGGGAAUCCCCAAGGAGGAGGAGUACAAGCUGAUGUACGGGAUGCUCUUCUCUAUCCGUUCAUUUGUCAGCAAGAUGUCCCCGCUAGACAUGUACGUGGAGUCAGAGGGGAAGUUGAGGAAGGAUGGCUUUCUGGCCUUCCAAACUAGCCGUUAUAAACUCCAUUACUACGAGACUCCCACUGGGAUCAAGGUUGUCAUGAAUACUGACUUGGGCGUGGGACCCAUCCGAGAUGUGCUGCAUCAUAUCUACAGUGCGCUGUAUGUGGAGCUGGUGGUGAAGAAUCCCCUGUGCCCGCUGGGCCAAACUGUACAAAGUGAGCUCUUCCGCUCCCGACUUGACUCCUACGUCCGCUCUCUGCCCUUCUUCUCUGCCAGGGCUGGCUGAAGGAAGCACCCUACCUCACUCCUCAAAAGAAUCUCUGUAUGUUUGAGGCCGUUCCUAACCUGUUUGGCCUGAGGGCCCCCACUUCCUGCCCUUCCAACCCCUCAAGCCCCCAGGCAGCCUACCCUGGUGCCCUUGCCAUCACAGGCAGGAAGCCUACAGGAGUCUAUACACCUCCAAACCAGGCCCUCUCUUCAGUUUUAUCCUCUACCAGACACCUGGAGAAGUACAGAAUAAACUUUUUGUCACUGUC